Messenger RNA from Oppia nitens, 2089 nucleotides. RefSeq names its product lysine--tRNA ligase-like (gene LysRS). Gene Ontology annotation, biological process: lysyl-tRNA aminoacylation. Gene Ontology annotation, cellular component: cytosol; cytoplasm; mitochondrion. The record is from RefSeq and is a predicted model, not a curated record. The transcript has 2 exons. The coding region runs from base 155 to 1996 and encodes 613 amino acids. Lineage: Eukaryota; Metazoa; Arthropoda; Arachnida; Sarcoptiformes; Oppiidae. Gene Ontology annotation, molecular function: lysine-tRNA ligase activity; ATP binding; tRNA binding.
UCUAUUGAUUGACUAAAAUUGGUGUACAAUUGAGGACAUGUUGUCAAUGAUGUUAAACGUGGAUUCAAUUGCAUCACAUAAUAGUUUGUUUGAUUGAUUGAUCAAAACAUACGGUAUUAACACAACUCUAUUGAUAUAACUUUGUGUUAAUUAUAUGUUGAGUCCAUUAUUACCACAACUUUUACGACUGACUCGUCUGUCAAAGCAUUUACUCAAAGCUAAUCUUCAAAAUAAAGCCAUUUUAAGGACAAUGAGUGAAACAAAUGACCAAAAGAUAAGCAAAAAUGAGUUAAAGAGGAGAAUGAAAGAGCAGAAGAAACUGCAAGAAAAACAACAAAAAGAAGAAAUGAAGAAACAGAUGACCAAUGAAUCGAUGGAUAAUACCGGCAAGACUUUGGCAAAGAAACAAAACGACGAAGAAUUAGAUGAAAAUGAAUAUUUUGUUAUCAGAUCCAAAGCAAUCAAUGAACUGAAGGGAUCGGGAGGACAACCAUAUCCUCAUAAGUUCAAUGUGACCACCAGUUUAACCAAUUUUAUUCAUAAAUAUGAACAUUUGAAACCCGAAGAGAUUAUAAAAACAGAUGAGUUAUCUGUCGCCGGAAGAGUUCACGCAAAACGAGAGUCCGGACAGAGACUUAUAUUUUAUGAUUUGAGAGGAGAAGGCGUGAAAAUUCAGGUGAUGGCAAACGCAAGACAAUAUGAAAGUGAAGAACUAUUUCUUAAAGAUAAUGAUAAUAUUAAAAGAGGUGACAUAAUUGGAUGUAUUGGUUGGCCGGGAAAGACUAAAAAAGGAGAAUUAAGUAUAAUUCCCAAAAAGAUUGAACUCCUGACCCCUUGUCUUCAUCAGGUGCCUCACUUGCACUUUGGUCUUAAAGACAAAGAGAAACGAUUUCGACAAAGAUAUUUGGAUCUUAUAUUGAAUGAAACGGUUCGCCAAAAGUUUCACAGAAGGGCUAAAAUCAUAAAAUAUAUGAGAGAUUUCUUCGACGGCUUAGGUUUCCUUGAAGUGGAGACACCGAUGAUGAAUAUGAUUGCUGGCGGAGCCACUGCUAAACCUUUUAUAACUCAUCACAACGACUUGAAUAUGGAUUUAUAUAUGAGAAUAGCACCGGAAUUAUAUCUUAAGAUGUUAGUCGUCGGAGGCAUUGAUCGCGUCUAUGAAAUCGGUCGUCAAUUUCGUAACGAAGGCAUUGAUUUGACUCACAAUCCGGAGUUUACGACCUGUGAGUUCUAUAUGGCUUACGCUGACUAUAAUGAUCUUAUGGUAAUCGUUGAGACAAUGCUAUCGGGUCUGGUUCUCCAUUUAUUUGGUAAAUAUGAAGUCACAUAUCAUCCCGAAGGUCCUGACGGUCCACCGGUUGUCAUCAAUUUCAUGCCUCCUUUCAAAAGAGUUCAAAUGAUUCCCGAGUUGGAGCAAAAACUUGACGUCACUUUUCCCGACGCAACACUAUUGGACAGUGAAGAGGGAAAUAAGUUCCUAUCAGAUCUUUGUAUUAAACAUGAAGUCGAAUGCCCGCCGCCGCGAACCAGUGCUAGACUUCUGGACAAAUUGGUCGGAGAUUUUCUCGAAGUUAAUUGUAUUGAUCCGACUUUCAUUACGGAACACCCGACUAUAAUGAGUCCGUUAUCUAAAUGGCAUCGUUCGAAACAAGGACUCACCGAAAGGUUUGAAUUGUUUGUUUCGCGUAAAGAAGUGGUUAACGGAUAUACAGAAUUAAACGACCCGUUCAUUCAGCGACAACGCUUCGAACAACAGGCGGCGGCCAAAGCUGCCGGCGAUGACGAGGCGCACCCUAUCGAUGAAAUCUUUUGUAAUGCUCUCGAAUAUGGAUUGCCGCCCACCGGUGGCGUAGGAGUGGGUAUCGAUCGGUUGGCUAUGUUUUUAACUGAUUCUAAUAACAUAAAAGAAGUACUGUUUUUCCCGGCCAUGAAACCCGAUGAACCGAAAAAGAGUGACCAAACAGAUGACAAUGAAACGGUAGCUAACGGUUCAUAAAAUGAAUGUUUGUUAGGCUUUAAUUCGACUUUAAUUAUGAUUUGAUAUUUAAUAAAAUCUUUUUUAUAUUUAUUUUAAACUAAAUCCAAUCCA